CGAAUCUGGAAUCCAACGCAAUUGUGGUGGAUUGUGGUGUUUGUGCGUGGCACGGAGACAGUCUACAGCCACAGAGAGAGACAGAGAGAGAGAACUCCUUGUCAUCUUGUUCUUCUUCCUUCUUGUUUUUUAAUAUUUGUUGGCAGCCUUGGAAAAUUCCAAAACCAAAAUACAUACAGACGUGCUUUCCUCCAUAUACAACCAAACCCUUGUCACACCCAUUUGAAGAUUUUUAUCCAACUGAAUACUGAUCUUCUGUCUGCUUCUCUCUCUCUCUCUCUCUCUCUCUCUCUCUAUCUGCACGUUUUCCUCAUCAAUCAAAUGAAGUAUUGUGCAAACAAUCCCUUUUUGUUAUUCUACUCCACAUUGUAGCAUUGUAUAUAUAUAUGUAUAUAUGGGUAGAUAUAUGGAAGGCAAUGAGGAGACUAGUUCCUGCACGAAGACCUAAAUUCUAAAUCGGAACAAACAAAGAGAGAAGAGAAACGAAGAACCUGUUGGAGGAAGGAAUUUGAUCGAUCUCUCAAUCAAGCUCCAUCUCCGGUUUGGUAAAUAUAUAAGUAGAUAUAUGGAAAGCAAUGGGGAGACCAAUUCCUACGAGGAUUAUUACAAAGUUUUGGAGGUAGAUUAUGAUGCAACUGAUGAGAAGAUUAAGUUAAAUUACAGGAAACUGGCACUGAAAUGGCAUCCUGACAAACACAAGGGUGACAAUGCUGUUACUGCAAAAUUUCAACAGAUCAACGAGGCUUACACUGUGUUAAGUGAUCCUGCCAAGCGACUUGAUUAUGAUAUAACUGGAAACUAUGAGAUUGAUAAGUACACUUUGCGAGAGUAUCUAACCAGAUUUAAAGGGAUGAUACUUACUUGCAAUGGGCUUGGUAUGAGUCACUCAUCAGUUUGGCCACAGCAACUGAUGGAAUCCAAUGAGUGCUCUAAUAAAUAAGGUCCGAGUAUCUUAUCCUUUUUUCUACACUUCACAUUCCCUGUUGUUUUGACUAGUUACAUGCACGCUUGUAAUGGUGGAUGUAAAAGCUCUACAUUAUUUAUUAGCAACAGGGUUAUUGUAUCAGAAUGUACCUGUAUGGAGAUAUAUAUCACAUGUAAAAUAUCAGAAUCAAGGUGCCUAGUACAACUGUUUAAACUUAAAUAUAUCCAAAAUUCCAAGUCAA
Messenger RNA from Camellia sinensis, 1166 nucleotides. RefSeq lists its product as uncharacterized. Gene Ontology annotation, cellular component: nucleus; cytoplasm. The record is from RefSeq and is a predicted model, not a curated record. Lineage: Eukaryota; Viridiplantae; Streptophyta; Magnoliopsida; Ericales; Theaceae.